AUGGAGCGCAUUGGCGAGGCCCACCAGGUGCACCAGCUGCAGCAGGUCCAGCAGCAGCAGCAGGGGGUGGCGGCGGCGGCGUCCUUCGGCGUGGUCGAGCACUCUGUUGUGGCGGCGGCGGCGGCGGCGGCGACCAAGCCGAGGGCGCCGGGGCUGCCGCCGACGCCGCCCGCGUCCUUCGCCGGGCAGCAGCGCGGUGCGGGCGGCGACGUGUGCAUGGACGACUCCUCGGGGGCGGCGGGGCGCAAGCAGGUCGUGCCGGCGCACCGCCGGUCCCGCAGCGAGGUGCCGUUCGCGGGCUACUUCCCGCCGCCGACGCAGCAGCUGCCGCAGCCCAAGGCGGAGGCCGGCGGCUGGGGCGACGGCACCGGCGGCGACGACCUGUUCAGCUCGUACCUGAACCUGGAGGGGAUGGACGUGCUCAACUCCUCAUCGCCCGACAGCAGCGCCAAGGCCGACAGCAGCGAGAACGGCGACUCGGAGGAGUGCGCCGCCUGGGGCGCUGGCGCGGGCGUCAAGAGGAGCGCCGCCGGGGAGCCGGCGAUGGCCGGGCGGCACGCCAGGAGCCUGUCCGUGGACAGCCUCAUGGGGCGGCUCAACUUCGCUUCCCCCGGCGGCGCCGCCAACGGCGCGGGCGGCAUGUUCAGCCUGGAGUUCGGCAGCGGCGAGUUCUCCCCCGCCGAGAUGAAGAAGAUCAUGGCCGACGAGAAGCUGGCCGAGAUGGCCCUCGCCGACCCCAAGCGCGUCAAGAGGGUGCUGGCGAACCGGCAGUCGGCGGCGCGGUCCAAGGAGCGCAAGAUGCGGUACAUCGUGGAGCUGGAGCAGAAGGUGCAGAUCCUGCAGACGGAGGCCACCACGCUCGCCGCGCAGAUCAACCUCCUGCAGCGCGACUCGUCGGCGGUGGCGACGCAGAACAACGAGCUGAGGUUCCGGCUGCAGGCCAUGGAGCAGCAGGCGCAGCUCCGCGAUGCUCUGAACGAGGCGCUGACAGGCGAGGUCCAGCGCCUCAAGAUCGCGGCGUUGGAGCUCGGCAUCGGCGACUCCUGCUCCUCCAACGGCAUGGCCCAGCAGCACAGCCUCAUGUUCCAGCACCACCAGCAGCAGCAGCAGGAGGCUACACCCAUACCAUUCUACCAACUGCAGCACCAACAACAGCAACAGCAGCAGCAGCAGAACGGCACAGCCAACAAGCAUGAAUCAAGGGAGUGA
Messenger RNA from Triticum turgidum subsp. durum (durum wheat), 1209 nucleotides. Lineage: Eukaryota; Viridiplantae; Streptophyta; Magnoliopsida; Poales; Poaceae. The record is from the annotation of a GenBank genome assembly.